AUGGAGAGGGCGAGCCCGGCGGCGGGCAAGCUGAACGCCGGCGGCCGCGGGGCGGGCGAUGGGCACGGCCCCGCCGGUGGUGCCCAGCCGCGGGCGGCGGCGGCGGGCAGCGCCGAGCCGGGCGAGCUCAUCGGACGGGCGCUGGAUUUCAAGAGCGAAGGGGCGCAGUGCUACAAGGACAAGAAAUUCCGGGAGGCCAUCGGCAAGUACCACCGCGCCCUGCUGGAGCUGAAGGCGCUGCUGCUGCUGCUGAGCCAGGAGCCGGCCGGGCAGCGCCCUCCCGCCGCCGCCGCCGCGGCGGGGCUGAGCGAGGAGCAGCGGCAGGCGGUGGAGGCCAUCGAAGUCGACUGCUACAACAGCCUGGCAGCCUGCCUGCUCCAGGCCGAGCUGGUGAAUUACGAGCGGGUCAAGGAGUACUGCCUCAAAGUGCUGCAGAAGGAAGGGGAGAACUUCAAGGCGCUCUAUCGAUCGGGAGUGGCAUUUUACCACCUGGGUGAUUUCAACAAGGCCCUCUACUACCUGAAAGAGGCAAGAUCCCGCCAGCCGACAGAUACCAAUGUCAUACGAUACAUCCAGCUGACAGAGAUGAAGCUCAGCAGAUGUUCCCAGAGAGAGAAGGAAACCUUGUGAAAAUUAAGCCACUUCAGCUGAAGUGCCCAAGGAGAAACAUUUCCUUCCCAGAAGCUCAUUUGGUGGAUUUUCCCGUUUGCUCUGCCUCAUCCUCGUCUCCUCAUCCAUCCACUCUCCCUUGCUCUUCAUUGAAUAUCAGUUUUGAAAUGAAAGAGACUUGGACGCUGGAUAUGGCUGCUUGCCAAUCAUGGUAAUACCCCUUCCCUGUGGCAAAAGAGCACAACAACUACAGCCAGCCUUGUUCCCAGACAGUGUCACACACCUGGAGUAGGCAAUGCUGGGGGACCUGUCUGGUCCUGAACUGACUGCCUAUUACCUGUUAGGGAAGCAACCCCCAGAACAACAACUUCCUGACCAGGCAAGCUGGAGACAGAGGGUUUCUGCUCUGAGAGAUCACUGGAGCUUGAAAGAGCUAAGAAGCCAAGAGAGCCACUGGUCAUUCCACAGGGGACAGCAAAUACCUUUUUACCAUCAGUUCCCUCUGCCUGCUUCUCCAGUGUGUGUUAUUGGUCUCCAGUGAGAGCUCACACGCUCCCAGUCUACUGUCAGUGAAAACUCUUUCUAAACAUCCUCUUGAUGAAAGCACAGAGCACCCUAUGAACCCCCUGCUGAGCUGUCCCGGUGCUGGAGGAGAAGGCUGUGGGUCACCACAGAGCGCUGAACGGACUGUGAAAGCAUGGUGUACAGUGUGAGGGAAAAACUGUGAAAUAAUUCAUUAAAGGCAAAUAAAAAUUAUUCAUAGGCAA
Messenger RNA from Catharus ustulatus (Swainson's thrush), 1376 nucleotides. RefSeq names its product tetratricopeptide repeat domain 9 (gene TTC9). The record is from RefSeq and is a predicted model, not a curated record. Bases 1 to 630 code for a protein of 209 amino acids. Gene Ontology annotation, molecular function: protein binding. The transcript has 3 exons. NCBI's taxonomy places the organism in Eukaryota, Metazoa, Chordata, Aves, Passeriformes, Turdidae.